Molecule: messenger RNA, 1497 nt
Organism: Prionailurus viverrinus (fishing cat)
Lineage: Eukaryota; Metazoa; Chordata; Mammalia; Carnivora; Felidae
Gene: BTNL2
Product: butyrophilin like 2
Exons: 8
Coding region: 1-1497 (498 amino acids)
Biological process (GO): regulation of cytokine production; T cell receptor signaling pathway
Cellular component (GO): external side of plasma membrane
Molecular function (GO): signaling receptor binding
Source: RefSeq, a predicted model, not a curated record
AUGGUGGAUUUUCCAGGAUACAGUCUGUCUGGUGUGGUUGCCUCUUUCUUCUUCGUACUGUUCACCAUGAGGCAGCCAGAUAGCUGGAGAGUGAUUGGUCCUGCACAUCCUAUACUGGCUAGGAUUGGGGAAGAUGCUCUACUCACCUGUCAAAUCCUUCCCAAGAGGGCCAUGAUGCCCACAAAGAUGACAUGGUACCGCUCAGAUCCCAACGCAGUUGUGUUUGCACAGUGGGAUGGAGCUGAUGUGACUGAGAUGCAAAUGGAGGAGUACAGAGAAAGGGUAGAGUGGAUAAAGGAUGAUGUUCCUGAGGGAAGUGUGACUCUGAAGAUAAACAACAUUCGACCAUCUGAUAAUGGGCAAUACUGGUGCUGCUUCCAAGAGAAGAACUAUUAUGAAGAAACAAGCUUGUUGCUUGAAGUAGCAGGUGUGGGAUCUUCCCCUUACAUCCACAUGGAGGGACCUAUAGAAAGUGGAGUCCAGCUUGUGUGCACUGCAAAAGGCUGGUUCCCAGAGCCCCAGGUCUAUUGGGAAGAUGCCACAGGAAAGAAGUUGCUGUCUGUCUCCGAGCAUUCCAUCCAAGAUGAGAACGGCCUGUUCUAUGUGGAAGCCACUCUUGUGGUGAGGAAUGCCUCUUUGGAGACCGUGUCCUGCUUCAUCCACAACCCUAUCCUCAAUGAGGAGAAGAGCUCAGUCAUCUCCAUUCCAGAGAAACUCCAGAAUGAGCUAGCUUCCUUAAAAGUGAUUGGACCUUCCCAGCCCAUCCUUGUCAGAGUGGGAGAAGACAUACAACUAACCUGUUGUCUGUCCCCCAAGACUAAUGCACAAAGCAUGGAGGUGAGGUGGCUCCAAUCACACCAUUAUCCUGCUGUUUAUGUGUAUGCGGAUGGGGAACAUGUGACUGAAGAGCAGAUGACAGAAUAUAGAGGGAGGACAGCCUUGGUGAGUGAUGCCAUCAAUGAGGGGAGACUGACCCUGCAGAUACACAAUGCCACAACGUCAGAUAAUGGGCAGUACCGGUGCCGUUUUGAAAAAGAUGGUGUCUACCAGGAGGCCAGUUUGGAUCUGAAGAUAGUAGGUCUAGGUUCUUCCCCGCUGAUUACCAUAAUAGGACAGAAGGAUGGAGAAAUAGAGUUGAUGUGCAGUUCAGAAGGGUGGUUCCCAAAGCCCCAUGUGCAGUGGAAGGACAUGGAAGCAAAGAUAAUACCAUCAUUUUCAGAGGUUCUGACUCAGGGAAGUCAUGGGCUUUUCCAUGUGAAGACAUCUCUAUUGGUCACAAACAGCUUUAUUGUGAAUGUAACCUGCUCCAUUAGCAACCCCCUUCUUGGUGAGGAGAAAAUGGCAACUUUUUCUCUCUCAGAGUCUAUGAUGACUUAUUCAUGGAAGACAGUGCUUAUUUGUGGAUUGCUUCUUGCUGCAGCUGUAGGCCUGGUCAUGAGGAAGAGCUAUAAAAAAGGCUCUAUUCAGAAUGGGAUUGCCAGAGUGGUCCAGCAAUAA